Messenger RNA from Plasmopara halstedii, 1563 nucleotides. RefSeq lists its product as hypothetical. Lineage: Eukaryota; Oomycota; Peronosporomycetes; Peronosporales; Peronosporaceae. The record is from RefSeq and is a predicted model, not a curated record. The transcript has a single exon. Bases 1 to 1563 code for a protein of 520 amino acids.
AUGAGUAGCACGUCAUUUGACGGUCACGAUGGACGCUUCGUAGCUGGAGAACAAUUUUACAAUCACGAAAUGUACGGCAGUCUACGCAAAGGUGGAGCUGUGGAUUUCUUGUCAAUUGAGUGUCUUGGUCUCGUAGCUGCGACGUUUACGUCUUUGCUGUCGUAUGAGGGGCUCAUCGCAUUAGUGCGACCUAUGUACAACACGCAAUUGGGUCUUACGACAUUAGAAAUCGUCGCAGUCGAGCGGCUGAUUCAAAUGCCCAUGGCAUUAAGUUUUGUCAUCGGUCUACUGUCCGACUGCUAUCCAAUUAAGGGGGUACGUCGUAAGGGGUACACAAUCAUUGGCUGCAUUAUAAACGCUGUUGCAGUCUUCUCCAUCGCUGCUAUAAGUGCCUCAUUAAAUGAUGACUCGGUUGCAAGCAACGAAAUUGUAGUACUCACUCUGUUACUUGUUGCAUUGGCCAGUAUUGGCUGCAUUAUGACCUACGUUUGUGUCCAAACGCGCGUAAUGGAAUAUUCACAACGUGAAUCUUUACGUGAUCGUGGUGCCAUUCAAGUGUCGUACUUGGUUUUUCGUCGUUUUGUAUCGAUUUUUACAUCCGUGCUCUUAUAUCUGGCUUUAGGCCCUAAUUCCAAAUUGGGGAUCUCGAUUUCCACGGCCAUGAUCAUUUUAGGCGUGAUCUCGAUCCUACCACUUCCAUUAAUUUUUCGAUACUGGACUGAAGAAGUGUAUUUGCUUAAGAUAUCAGUGAGAAGUCGCAGUCUGAUUUUAUGGAAAAUCAUGCAGCAAAAAGCUGUAUGGCGUAUUCUAGCAUUUAUCUGCUUCUUUACCCUUUUUUUAGGGAUUGAGUUUAGAGACUCGAUAAAUGUCAUUAGAGAAUGGGCAAAGGCUAAUGGUGACAACUCACUGCUUAUCGCAGUAAUUCGAGACGUUGUCAUGAUUGGAGUUUUAUUAUUAUGGCGCUAUGUGUUUCUUAAUCGACUGUGGCCAGUUUUCUUUGCUUUAGCACCAGCAUUUUUGAUCCUACCCAACCUUCUUUUAUCUCUAAUGGUGGCGCUUGAUGUGGCACGCAAUCGCUACUUUUAUCGUGUCUUCAAUUCUCUCACGUAUGUUGCUGAUGGUAUUGGUCUAUUGGCUUUCAUCGUUCCAGUUACAGAAAUUGUGCAGGAGGGUUCCGAAGGUGCUCUAGUUGGACUUGUAUUUACGCUACAGCGUUGCGUCAAUAUAUUUAUCGACACAAAUGCUGAAGGUUUGUUUCAAGGGUCCAAUUUUUUCAAAGCGAGUGAAGUGGCUGCUGAUACGUCAGCUGCACGCUGGGACGUAUUACUAUCGUUGUUUCUGAGUUUUGCACUUAAUGCUUUAGCGUGGGCUGGACUAUUCUUUCUACCCUCGCAAAAACUCGAUGCACAGCAAUUGCGCAUGUAUGGAGGCUUUACAAAGAUCGCUGGUGGCGCAAUUCUCGCUGUUUGUCUUGUGCUCUUUACUUACUCCUUCGUCAUUACGUUGAUGUCGCUCAUUUCGUCCACAUCAUGUUUGAAACUUGUUGGUGGCUCUGGCUGUUGA